UCACGGAUUAUGAACCUUGCGCAAGAUUGCCUAAGAGAUCAAGCUGGCGUAACGGUUACAACAGAGAGCCAGCAGCAGAUCGAACUUGGGAAAAGAAUGCGUGGUAAAGAAAGGGUGAGAAGGAAGGGGAUGGGGAAGAGAAGGAAAGGUAUUGAUCCAAUGGAAGACUAUGGUGGUAGUGAAGAUGAAUCACAGUUUGGACCUGUGGUUGAGGUUGGUGAAAUGCAUUUACCACUUACGCAUACAAAUUCAGUGUAUGAUGAAACACAUCUGUAUGAUCCUGUCACCAAAGUUGAUGACAUGGAGCUUUGCGACACCAUCCCUCAAUUGCCCGAGACUCAAGACAUCAACAAGAUUGACGGGUCAUUGCUAGACGAUGCAGACAAGUCUUUUGAGGACAGUAAGUUACAUGAAGAAAUUGAUACAACUAAUGUUAUGACUGGCGAGGAGCCAACCGAGAGCAUGGCGGAACUCCCCGAGGGCUAUGAUGUGAAGAAAGAAGAUAAAGAGUCAAAGGUUGAAGAUUAUGAUGCAGCAAAGGAAAUAAUUAGUGAUGUUAGCGGUGAUGAAAACGCCAACAGAGAGGAAGAAGAUGGAACAGAGAUGGGAGAAAGUGUUGCAGAUUCGUCUCCUCUCGAAAGAAGAGGAGCGAACACUAUGGUGGCUUGAAAACAGUUGGUUUCAUCUCAUCUAUUUAACCAAUGUGAAUCUCUCUGCCCUGUCUAUCUCUUGAGUUGUUGAGAGUUAUGGAACUGAAAGAUUCAAUGAGAGUUAUGGCCGCAGAGGAACUUAAGUUUAGUUUUCUGUUUUUUUUUCUUUUUCUUUCAACUUAUUUCGUUUGUUUUCUUAAAGUACUGUCUUUUGUUUUAGAAGUAUGUUUAAUCAACUAUCUGUAGAAGAGGUUACAGAAAUGGAUGGAAGAAGCAUGAAACAUCAGUAUUCUGAUAUAGUGAUUAGUGUGACUCUGAUUAUAGUAAUUUAGUA
Camelina sativa (false flax) is the source of this 984-nucleotide messenger RNA. Lineage: Eukaryota; Viridiplantae; Streptophyta; Magnoliopsida; Brassicales; Brassicaceae. The record is from RefSeq and is a predicted model, not a curated record.